Molecule: messenger RNA, 1220 nt
Organism: Glycine soja
Lineage: Eukaryota; Viridiplantae; Streptophyta; Magnoliopsida; Fabales; Fabaceae
Product: protein NRT1/ PTR FAMILY 6.3-like
Exons: 3
Coding region: 1-1122 (373 amino acids)
Biological process (GO): transmembrane transport; response to nitrate
Cellular component (GO): membrane
Molecular function (GO): nitrate transmembrane transporter activity
Source: RefSeq, a predicted model, not a curated record
AUGUUGGGUUCUGCUGUGGGGUUGGGUUCUGCGGGGUUGGGUUCUGCGGGGUUGGGUUCUGCUGUGGGGUCUAUUAUAAAGUCUGGUGUAUUGCUAACAGUGUGCUAUGCUGGUGGCUCUUCUGGUGUUGUUGUCGAGCACGAGGAGGUGGGAAGCCCUUUGACGCAGAUUGCGAUGGUGUUUGUGGCGGCUUGGAGGAAGAGGCACUUGGAAUUGCCCUCUGAUUCAUCCUUGUUGUUCAACUUGGAUGAUGUGGCUGAUGAAAGUCUCAGAAAGAACAAGCAGAUGUUGCCUCAUAGCAAGCAGUUUCGCUUCUUAGACAAGGCAGCGAUCAAGGACCCAAAAAUGGACGGCGAAGAAAUCACAAUGCAGAGGAAUUGGUAUCUCUCAACCCUAACCGACGUGGAAGAGGUCAAAAUGGUGCAAAGAAUUCUCCCGGUGUGGGCCACCACCAUCAUGUUCUGGACAGUCUACGCCCAAAUGACCACAUUCUCAGUCCAACAAGCCACCACCAUGGACCGCCGCAUCGGAAACUCCUUCCAAAUCCCCGCCGCGUCGCUCACCGUCUUCUUCGUCGGAAGCGUCCUCCUAACGGUUCCCAUCUACGACCGCGUCAUCACCCCCAUAGCCAAAAAAAUCUCACACAACCCACAAGGGCUCACCCCUCUGCAACGCAUUGGGGUAGGGUUAGUGUUCUCAAUCUUCGCCAUGGUGUCAGCAGCACUCAUUGAAAUAAAACGCCUAAGAAUGGCACAGUUCUUCUUUGUGGGGUCGGGGGAGGCAUUUACGUACAUAGGGCAACUAGAUUUCUUCCUGAGGGAAUGCCCUAGAGGGAUGAAGACCAUGAGCACGGGUUUGUUCUUGAGCACGUUGUCGUUAGGGUUUUUUCUUAGUUCUUUGUUGGUGACUUUGGUGCACAAAGCCACCCGCCACCGCGAGCCGUGGCUCGCGGACAAUCUUAACCAUGGGAGAUUGCAUCACUUCUACUGGCUAUUGGCUCUGUUGAGUGGUGUGAAUUUGGUGGCGUACUUGUUUUGUGCUAAGGGGUAUGUGUACAAGGACAAGAGGCUCGCUGAGGCAGGCAUUGAGUUGGUGGAAACCGACACUGCUUGCCAUGCUUAGGUUUUAGUACUUUACUCUUGGAAGAAGAAGAAGAAAAAAAAUGUGUUAAUAAUUUAUGUGAAACAUUGUUAAGGUUAAUGUAUUUUCAUAUUGUAGAA